CCUCCUUGUACAAGGUAGACAUGGGCAAAAUACUGUUUGUGACGGCCGUGGCCUUGCUACUGCAUGCGCAGCUCGGCUCCGCCUUCAUACUGUCAUGCUACUUCACAAACUGGGCACAGUACAGACCACCUCCAACCAUAUUUAUGCCCAAUGACAUCGACCCAUGCCUGUGUACCCAUCUUCUGUAUGCCUUCGCCACCAUAAAGAACAACCAACUGGCCACCUAUGAGUGGAACGACGUGGAGCUUUACAGUCAGUUCAACGCCCUGAAGAACAAGAAUGGCAACCUGAAGACUCUUCUGUCUGUUGGAGGAUGGAACUUUGGCUCUUCAGGUUUUUCACAAAUGGUGUUGAGCCCUGCCAACCGUCAGACCUUCAUCAACUCGGUUAUUUCAUUCCUGAGGAUGUAUGAGUUUGAUGGGCUUGACAUUGACUGGGAGUAUCCAGCCAACAGAGGAGGCUCUCCUCAGGACAAGCAGUACUACUCUGUUUUCCUGGAGGAGAUGAGAGCUGCCUUUGAGAAUGAGGCCAAGCAGAGCAACAAGGCUCGUCUCCUGAUGUCUGCUGCUGUGUCGGCUGGAAAGGACACCAUUGAUUCUGCUUAUCAGAUUCCCAAGCUUGGCCAGGCCCUGGAUAUGAUCAACGUGAUGACAUAUGACUUCCAUGGCUCUUGGGACCCCAUGACUGGCGAGUGCAGUCCUCUGUUCAAAGGCCCUGAGGACCAGGGUGGCUUCAUCUAUUUCAAUGUGGACUAUGCCAUGAACUACUGGAAGAGCCAGGGAGCCCCAGCUGAGAAGCUUAUUGUUGGUUUGCCUACAUACGGAAACACAUUCACUCUUAGGAACCCUGCUAACCAUGGUGUUGGUGCACCUAUUGCUGGCGCUGGAACUCCAGGAAAGUACACACAAGAGGCGGGAGAGCUUGCUUACUUUGAGAUCUGCGGCUUUUUGAAAAAUGGAGCUACUGAGGUUUGGAACCAGGCCCAGGAUGUGCCAUAUGCCUACAAGGGAAACCAGUGGGUGGGCUAUGACAACAUGAAGAGCUUCCAGAUCAAGGUUGACUGGCUGACAAAGAGUAACUUUGGAGGUGCCAUGGUGUGGACCCUUGACAUGGACGACUACAUGGGCACUUUCUGCAACCAGGGAAAAUACCCACUGAUUAAUGUUCUUAAAAAGGGCCUCAAUCUGGAACAAGCAUCCUGCACCCCUCCAGCCACUCCCCUUCCUCCAAUCGCAGGAGUGAGCACAACUCCCGGAGGCAGCUCUGGAGGCAGCUCCAGCGGAGGCUCCAGUGGCGGUAGCAGUUCCUCUGGUGGGGCUUCGGGCACCAGCGGCAUGGACAGUAGUUUCUGCGUUGGAAAGGCCAACGGCAUGUACCCCAACCCAACAAACAAGAACCAAUUUUACAACUGCAGCAGCGGCAAAACCUACUUUGAGAACUGCGCUUCUGGUCUGGUCUUUGACGCGUCCUGUUCUUGUUGCAACUGGUCCUAAAGCUGAAGUCAUAUAUUGAUUGUUCAAAGGCUAGAUGACUCUGUUUUACAGUUGUUCUUUGUUCUCAAGGGCUAACUUCUAGAACAAAAUCGUUCCUUCUGCUUAGGAUGGUUAACAAUGUAAAACCUGACGCUCUCCUCUUUGAAAGCCAAGAAAAUAAACAUUUGAAUGGUU
Molecule: messenger RNA, 1667 nt
Organism: Etheostoma cragini (Arkansas darter)
Lineage: Eukaryota; Metazoa; Chordata; Actinopteri; Perciformes; Percidae
Product: acidic mammalian chitinase-like
Exons: 11
Coding region: 21-1493 (490 amino acids)
Biological process (GO): chitin catabolic process; carbohydrate metabolic process
Cellular component (GO): extracellular region
Molecular function (GO): chitin binding; chitinase activity
Source: RefSeq, a predicted model, not a curated record